UAGACAAUAUUUAAUCGUACGGGAGGCGAGAAUCUCGCAGUGUUGUGUCGGAAAUCGCGAGAAUAUUUUCGAAAACAUGGAUCUGUCGCUUUUGCCUCUUAUGAUCGACUCCGGUCCACUGUCACCGGCAUCCAGAUGGGCAGCAUCCCCGCUGAUUACACCCGAAGAAUUCGCAUGGCCCACCAGGAGGCUCCUGAGUCAAAUAUCCCAGUUUGACAACAGCAACCUUGUCGUCGUGGACAAGGACAAGUUUCAAGUCCACGUGGAUGUGCAACAGUUUAAACCGAACGAAAUCUCGGUGAAGCUAAACGAUGAUAACACUGUAACCGUUGAGGGCAAACACGAGGAGAGGCAGGACGAACACGGUUAUGUGGCCAGGAGUUUCGUGCGUAGGUACCAAUUGCCCGAUGACGUAGAUGUGGAAAAAUUGGCAUCGAAACUGUCAUCUGACGGAGUACUCACGAUUUCGGCUCCCAAAAAGGCGAGAGGUAAGACGGAAGAGUAUAGGGAGAUCCCAAUCACCAGGGUCGGCCCUGUCAAAUCACCGGAGACGAAAACAGCUGAAGAAAGCAAGCAGUAGGCAGCAUACAAGCUUCAUGUUUAAAUUAUUUUUUGUUAUUUCGAAAUAAACCUUAUUUAUAGCA
Molecule: messenger RNA, 644 nt
Organism: Cylas formicarius (sweet potato weevil)
Lineage: Eukaryota; Metazoa; Arthropoda; Insecta; Coleoptera; Brentidae
Product: protein lethal(2)essential for life-like
Exons: 1
Coding region: 77-580 (167 amino acids)
Biological process (GO): response to heat; protein refolding
Molecular function (GO): protein folding chaperone
Source: RefSeq, a predicted model, not a curated record